Stylonychia lemnae is the source of this 1182-nucleotide messenger RNA. NCBI's taxonomy places the organism in Eukaryota, Ciliophora, Spirotrichea, Sporadotrichida, Oxytrichidae. The record is from the annotation of a GenBank genome assembly.
AUGUAGGGUGACUUUAUAGUUAAAAAACCAAAAGAAAAGGGGCCUUAUCCUAGCAAGGGGUAUAUCUUUCAAAGGCUGAGUGAAAAAAGAAACUCCAACGUGAAACUGAGUUCUAUUAGAGUGAAUUACCUGAUCAAAACCAACAUCUAUAUCAAAGAUUAAUAAACAUCACCACCACCAUUAAAGGGAGGGGUUAUUGACCAUUAACAUCAGCAGCAAAUAUCCAAGUUGUAAAAUAAUUCAUUUUAAAUAAAAGUUGGAAAUAACUCAUUGGAUGAAUAAAUAUACUCCUCAAAUUUAUAAUUAGAUUUACACUGUAUAUAAUUGAAGUGCUCCUCGGUGGUUGAUUUGAACUCGGUAAAACUUACUGGCCAAAAGUAUAAUCAACCUUCAUAGUUUACCAAUGUGCAUGCCUUGAAUAAACGACAAAAAAAGAGAAUAGAGAUUCACUUAUUUAAAAAUUCUACAUUCUUUUUAGUAAUUCACUUGUGCUCAACUUUUACAUUCUUUGAUUAGCAUUCGAAGUAUAGGGUCAGCUACCUACAUCAACAACUAGCUUCUUAAUCACCGGAUACUAUUAUACUGUACAAGCCCUCACUCAAGCAAGAAUAGCUACUAGAAUAUCACUCUCCUCUGCUAAUGGGUGCUUAUGGGCUAUUGAUCGUACUAAUUAGAUUACUUGACUGGACUAUCGACAUGCAUGGCUAAGACCUCCUAUCUCAAAUACCACUUAUGACUCUCCCUAUUGCUCAUAGCUUCGACAAAAAGAGAGAUGCAAUUACAAGGCUUCAACAGAAAGAAGCACUAGAUUCACUUGCCAAAGUUGUAGUGAAGAAGGCUACUGCCAAGCACAAGAGCAGACUAGGUGCUAAAGCAUAUGCUCAGCGUCUAAUUUGGAAAUAUCAGGAGCUCAGUCUAGUGCUAUCAAUCGCAGACAACUCACUAGAGAGAAGGAAAGUUGAAGUGUCGGGGAUUCAUCUUAGACGUUUACAAUAAGGGGGGAUUAGAAUUAACUGCAGCCCAUCGAUGAGUUUCUGUUAAUUCGAGAUCAUUUUGUGUCCAUUCCACUUUUCCCUUGUUUUUCCCAUUGUAAUCGACAUAGCAAUAAAACUCAGAAUACCUGCCGUCGUCGUUAACUUCGCUCUUUAUGAAGGUUAAACACUCGGACGUCUCUGUGACUGA